AUGGACUCGGCCAGGGCCUACUGCCUCCCGCAAGUCCCCGCCUCGAGCCCCGCCCUUUCCUUCCCCUCUUCCCCGGCGGCGGCGGCGGGCCUAACCCGGGCGCGGGCGCGGGCCGAGGCGCAGCUGCGCUCCGCGGUAGCCUGCGAGCGGGCCAUGCGCUGGAGCGAGGUUGUUGAACAUUAUACAGCACUCUUGAAAACUCUGAGCAAAGAGGAACUUCCUAAAGACUUUGAGCCUGGGCCUUACUAUUCACAACUGCUAUUUGAAACCUAUUAUCAUUUAGCCGUAGCUUUCCAAAGACAGAAUCACCAUAAGGAAGCAGUUCAAGAGCUUAAUAAAGCAAUAGACAUUGCAUCUAUCCCUAAGAUUGCUUGUCAAGUUGGAUGUGUUUCCAGAACUUUCCUUCAUACACCACUAUUUGCGAGAAGAGCGUAUGCAUAUGUAAGAUGUGGUCGUUUGAAAGAAGCAAUAGAUGAUGCUAACAAGGCUGUUGAGUUAGACCCUUUGAACCCUGAUGUAUAUUGUGUUCGAGCUCUUGUUUGGAACACAGUGAAAGAAAAGAAGAGAGCGCUUUUUGAUUUAAACUGUAGCCAGAAGCUAAAGCCUUCUCAUAUUUCCACUUUGAUCAUAAAGGGAAUUAUUAAAAAUUCUCUUAUGGCAACAGAGGGUACAAAGUCUUUAGUGAAGAAUAAAGAUCAUGAAAAGGCUUAUAAACUGGACAAAACUAGUAAAAAUUUCUUUGAUGUAGAAGAUUUCCAUAGUCCUAAAAUGGAUGAUUUCUAUGAUAGAUACCUGUGGUCCCUCAAUGUUCCUCACACAAUAAUGCAAGUCAACUUGAUGGCUGGAAGUUCAUUCAUUUCACAUUUACCAUCUGAUUCAUUUCACAGAGAGAAGAGAAUGAGCUUACUUCCCGAGCAGAACGCGGGGUCCUUUAUCUGUAGCACUCCAACCAGUUAUCUUGACAACACCGCCUUUGCAAGGAGGGCAUCGUAUGGAAAGGCAUUGAAGGAUUCUGGUUUAAAAUUGAACGCCAGCAAGAUUUCAGAGAGGAUUCUGAGAAUUACACGAGUGGCUUCAGAAUGGUCGGAAAGGAGGACAUCCAGAAGCCCUGUGAAGAUAGAUUCAAAGACAAUAGUAGCAUCAACACCUGGCAUCCUUGCAUGUAAGAAGAAGCCAGAGCAAAAGAAAUCCGAAGCCAGCAAGAUCAAAUCCAAGAAGCAAGGUUUCUCUGGAUAAACACAGCCGAGAAUGUGAGCUGGAUUCUAGUCCUUCUUGUGAAUCAAGAGAGAUUUAUUCAGUUCCAAUUACAGAAAAGUUU
Molecule: messenger RNA, 1318 nt
Organism: Gopherus evgoodei (Goodes thornscrub tortoise)
Lineage: Eukaryota; Metazoa; Chordata; Testudines; Testudinidae
Exons: 12
Coding region: 1-1236 (411 amino acids)
Molecular function (GO): protein binding
Source: RefSeq, a predicted model, not a curated record